UGUUAUCGAUUGUUUGUUAAUUUAUUCAUACUGGGCAGUGGUGAAUACAAGGAAAGGACGACAUAAUGUCGAUGACGACGACGCGUACUGGCCACUCUCGGUUGAUUCUCUUUCAAUUUUUAUUGGCAAGUUUUGUACGAACGACGCGAACACGAACGACGCCAUAGUUAAUUAGUUAAAACGCGUUUAUUAAUCUACGCCAUACUUUAAUAUCCCUCGUAUAUUUUUGCUUCCAUUUGAUUUCCUUUUUUUUAUUCUUUCUUUCCUAUGAAUUCGAAAAUAAUUUUAUCCAACUUACUUUUCGUCUAUAAUUCAUCGAAUUCGAUCUAUGUCCGACAUCGAAGAGGAUCUUGCCGAGAGGCGACUCAAAAUUGUUCUCCUCGGUGAUUCCAGUUCUGGAAAAACGAGCAUCGCUUUGAAGUUUUGUACCAACGAAUUUACGAGACAAUAUACUCCAACAGCUGGUAUUGAUUUCUUUUUAAAAAAUAUCACCGUUGGUUCUUAUAAAAAUGUUAAUCUACACUUAUGGGAUGUCGGAGGACUUGCUCUUCAUGGCACCAUGUUAGACAAAUACGUGUUUGCAGCUAACAUCAUUCUUCUGGUAUACGAUAUAACAAACUCAUCGAGUUUUGAAAUACUCGACGAAUGGACCAAUAAGAUUCGAGGAAUGAGCGAAAGUAUAGAAGAGGCACCCUUAAUGGCAUUAAUAGGUAAUAAAUGUGACAUGGAACAUCAGAGAAGUGUUAAAAAAGAUAAAUCGCAUCGUUAUGCAGCAGAAAAUGGAUUUCCAUAUUACGAUAUGUCUGCUAGAACUGGUGAAUCGGUUUCCCUGUGUAUCGUAAGUCUGGCUGCACAAGUUUUAGGUGUAAGAUUAUCAAGAAAUGAUCAAGAUUUUCAUAAACCAAUAAUAAUCGCUGAAAUAGGAGACACCGUGGAUAUGAACACGAUUCAUAAGGUUGUAAAAAGAUUUCCUAAUAAGAGACACAAUCCAAUUUCCUUUCAUUCACAUUUUCCCGGUUCUAAAUCAACAGUUUGCACAUUACAAUAAUUUGUAUUAUAAUAUUUAUAAAUUAAUUUAAUAUACUAAUGAACACACAUAUACAUAUGUAAAGAUAGUUAUAUAUUUAUUAAAAAGAAAAAAAAAAACAUAUUCAAUGGACUGAAGCUAAUAACAUAGCUUUUAUAUGUAAA
Polistes canadensis is the source of this 1191-nucleotide messenger RNA. RefSeq names its product ras-related protein Rab-28-like. The coding region runs from base 329 to 1048 and encodes 239 amino acids. The transcript is spliced from 4 exons. Gene Ontology annotation, cellular component: Golgi apparatus; endosome. Gene Ontology annotation, molecular function: GTPase activity; GTP binding. Lineage: Eukaryota; Metazoa; Arthropoda; Insecta; Hymenoptera; Vespidae. The record is from RefSeq and is a predicted model, not a curated record.